GUGUACUUUAAAACCCUCUCAAAACCCAUUCUUCUAAACCCCUCCUCGUAAUUUUUUCCCACCUUUCUCUCUAUGUUUUCUCUGGUUGACCAUGUCCAAAUCAUUGAAGCUAAUCAAGGAACAUGCGUCCAACCCCAAACUCUGGCUGGUGAUCGGAUUAGGAGUUGCCGGGAUCGUGGUUCUGGCAGAGACACGGCGGAGAAGACGGCGAGGGAAGACACACAAACAAGACUUUGGUGCUUUUGUUGAGCGUUUUGAGCUACCUCCCUUCCCCCAGCCUCCACCUCCUGUAGCCAAGCAAAUGCUCUCUGCUCUAACCUUCGCCAUAAACGACAUAUUUGAUGUGAAGGGCUAUGUGACGGGGUUUGGAAAUCCUGAUUGGAAGAGGACACAUGAGACGGCGGAGAAGAAUGCAGUUGUGGUGACUGCUCUGCUCAAGAGCGGGGCCACUUGUGUUGGCAAGACUGUUAUUGAUGAAUUGUCUUUUGGGAUUUCUGGUGAGAACAAGUAUUAUGGAACUCCGACGAAUCCUCAGAUGCCAUCGUGUAUCCCCGGAGGGUCUUCUAGUGGUUCAGCAGUAGCUGUUGCUGCAGGGCUUGUUGACUUUGCCAUUGGUACUGAUACUUCAGGAUGUGUAAGAAUUCCAGCAUCAUUCUGUGGUAUUUUUGGUUUUCGACCAUCCCAUGGGGCUGUAUCUACUGUUGGAAUCCUUCCGAAUGCACAAAGCUUAGACACUAUUGGAUGGUUUGCCCGUGAUCCAUCCGUCUUACAUCGUGUUGGGCAUGUUUUACUUCAAUUGAAUUCAGUGGACACCAAAAGGUCAAGGUGUAUCAUAUUUGCUGAUGAUCUCUUUCAGUUAUGUGAAGUUCCUACACAGAAGACAAUGUAUAUUAUUGAUAAAGCUAUUAAGAAUAUGUCUGGGUAUUGUGAUCCAAAGCAUAUGGAUAUUUGUCAGUAUAUUGAUUCAAAGGUGCCCAGUUUAAGGCUUCAUGAGCAACCAACACGCCAACAAAAUGGAGCAUCUACUUUAAAAGCUCUCUCUUCGGUUAUGCUCUCAUUACAAGGGUAUGAAUUUAAAACCAAUCAUGAAGAAUGGGUUGUAUCAGUCAAACCCAAGUUAGGUCGUGGUGUGUCUGAUCGUGUUAUUGCUGCCAUUAAUACUACACAUGAUAAUAUAAAAGCCUUGUAUAAAGUCAGGACCGAGAUGCGAGAUGCUUUUCAAAGUCUGUUAAAGGUUGAUGGAAUACUAGUUAUUCCCUCUAUAGCAGACAGUCCAUUAAAGCUUAAUACAAAGAAAGGUUCUUCUGAGUUCCAUGACAGAGCUUUUGCAUUAUCGAGCAUUGCUAGUAUGUCUGGAUGUUGUCAGGCUACAAUUCCAUUAGGAUAUCAUGGUGAUUGUUGUGUUUCUGUUUCAUUCAUCUCAUACCAUGGAGCUGAUAAAUUUCUUCUAGAUACGGUCUUGGAUAUGUAUACAACUCUUCAAGAGAGAAUUAGUUUUGGCUCCUAUUCCUUACCGUUACCAGAUACCAAUGGCAACAGGGAAACUUCUGAACUUUUAAAGGAGAAGGGAAAUACAGCAUUCAAAGAAAGGCAGUGGAAUAAGGCUGUUAAUUACUACAAUGAGGCUAUCAAAUUGAAUGGGAUGAACGCAACUUACUACUGCAACCGUGCGGCUGCUCACAUAAAGUUAGGAUGCUUUCAGCAAGCUGCAGAAGACUGCAGUGUGGCAAUAUUGCAUGAUAAGAAGAAUGUGAAGGCAUAUCUGAGACGUGGAACUGCCAGAGAAUCACUACUACGUUAUAAGGAGGCUCUUGAAGAUUUCAAGCAAGCUCUUAUUCUUGAACCACAGAAUAAGGAUGCUAGUCUUGCUGAGAAAAGAAUCAGAAAAUUGAUGACUUGAUAUACCUAGUGUACUUUUUAUCCCAUGACCUCCCUCCUCCCUCUAAGAGUAUGUCAAUGGCUGUGGAAAUAUGUGAUUAUGGCUCCUUUCUUGCACCGAGUACCUUGGGAGUGAAGAUGAAUUGAAGAAGAGAAAGAAAAGAUGAGCCUCCGUUGAUGAGGUGCUGCAUUGUUCUCAUUUUGUGCAUGUCUUGUAAAAAAUCUUAUUCAACCCUAAUAGGUUAUGCCUAUAAUUUUGGAUCUGCACAUGUAAGGUUGGCUUAGAAGAGAAACCUUGGGACAAUGGUUGAUGUUGCCAUGUGACCCAAAGUCACGAAUUCGAUUCAUGUUA
Molecule: messenger RNA, 2230 nt
Organism: Gastrolobium bilobum
Lineage: Eukaryota; Viridiplantae; Streptophyta; Magnoliopsida; Fabales; Fabaceae
Product: outer envelope protein 64, mitochondrial-like
Exons: 13
Coding region: 92-1900 (602 amino acids)
Molecular function (GO): protein binding
Source: RefSeq, a predicted model, not a curated record